This is a messenger RNA of Anopheles merus, 762 nucleotides long. RefSeq lists its product as uncharacterized. NCBI's taxonomy places the organism in Eukaryota, Metazoa, Arthropoda, Insecta, Diptera, Culicidae. The transcript has 2 exons. The coding region runs from base 9 to 599 and encodes 196 amino acids. The record is from RefSeq and is a predicted model, not a curated record.
GAACUGCAAUGCUACGGUGUUUAGCUGUGUGUUUUAUAAUAAUUAGUAUGUCUGUAUCGAAAGAUGCAUAUCAGAAAAGUUCUAAACCAGUCUUUUUCAAACGAUUCGAAUGUGUUGGACAACCUAUUCCCUCGGUAAGACUAGAGAAAUGCAAUCUAGAAAGUCCUCGUCAUGGUCCUCAGGUAAUAAACAUCGUCGCCAACGUGGAACAGCCACUUCCAAAGCUAUACGUCAGCACGAACAUAUACGUAAAGAAUCGUCAAAGUCUUAUAAUUGUUUACGGUACCACCUUUGAGUACUGUGAGUUUCUGAUGCGCAACGAGUCCCGAUCAAAUAAUCCUGUUGCUGUGCUCAUCUACAACUAUGCCAAGCACAACUUCCCCCAAGUACUUAAACCCUGUCCAAUGGUGGGCUGCUUCAAUGUGAGCGGUCUGCUGGUUGAUAAGAACCUGAUUCCACCGUUCAUUACGCCCGGCGGGUACUUCGCAUCGCAACGGUUCCACAACAAACGAAACGAAACUGUGCUUCAUUACGAAACAGAGUUUUCCGUUGCGACACCAUCAAUAUUCAACAAAACGAUGUCUUUAUUCACAUUAUAAAACGGAAAUGUAACAAUUUGAAUGCAGAAGUGGUUAAACGCUUUAUUAUAACAUACAGAGACGAAAUUAUCCAGGUUCAAAACUGCUACAAUACUAUACACAACAACAACAUUGUUAAAAAUUAAAAAAAGGCAAUUCCAGAACAUCCUAAAAUGAGACAUAU